AUGCAGGUACAAAUAUCCUUUCUGCUGCUGCUUUCUCUGAACAUUGUCCAUGGCGGUGACGGGUUUUUUUCUGAACGAUACCAAAAACAAGCCAGCAUGAAGGGGCCACAUUUCUUACCAUUUAACGUAAAAAGUCAAGGUUUACAGGGAAGGGGAGAACAAGGACCUCCUGGUCUACCAGGUCCUGCUGGCCCAAGAGGACAACCAGGCCCAGCAGGGCCACCAGGCUAUGGAAAUCCAGGUCCUCAAGGUCCACCAGGGCCCCCAGGCCCACCCGGAUUUUCUGCUGCUGGAAAGCCAGGCUUACCAGGUUUACCAGGAAAACCAGGGGAGAGAGGAUUAAAUGGUGAAAAAGGAGAUAUUGGACCUGCUGGUCUCCCAGGAUCAAGAGGGCCACAGGGGCCUCCUGGAAUUCCUGGUCCUGCUGGAAUCUCUGUUGCUGGCAAGACAGGAGAACAAGGGCCACCAGGAGCACAAGGGCCCCGGGGUGUCCCCGGAGAAAAGGGUGAGGCAGGUAUUCCUGGUAUAAACGGACUAAAGGGAGAAAAUGGAUAUGGAGUUCCAGGUCGCCCAGGAGACAGAGGGCUCCCAGGCCCCCAAGGCCCCCCAGGACCCCCUGGACUUGCUGGGAUAGGGAAGCCUGGUGAAAAUGGGUUUCCAGGUCAGCCAGGUGUGAAAGGUGAUCGGGGUUUACCAGGUGCACCAGGACCAGCAGGCAUCCCAGGUUCCCAAGGUCUUCCUGGGGAACCUGGAGCAGCAGGAAUCGGAAAGCCUGGAGCAAAUGGACCACCAGGAUUACCAGGGAUUCCUGGAGCUAAAGGACUGCCUGGACCCCCGGGCAUGCCUGGAUCCCCAGGUCUUCCAGGGUUUGGAAAGCCAGGUUUGCCAGGGAUGAAAGGACAUAGAGGACCUGAAGGCCUUCCCGGUGUUCCAGGAAUCAAAGGAGAUGAAGGCCCAGCUGGAGUUCCAGGAGAACCAGGGCCAUCUGGACCACCUGGAAAUAUGGGUCCUCAAGGACUUAGAGGAAUACCAGGUGAAAACGGCCUACCUGGGCCUAAAGGUGAAGCAGGACCUGCAGGCCUUGCAGGAUACCCAGGAGCUAAAGGUGACAGAGGCCUACCAGGAUUAGAGGGAAAACCAGGAUAUCCAGGGGAGCAGGGUCUUGCUGGUCCUAAAGGACCUCCAGGUUUACCAGGCCCAAAAGGGGACAAUGGUCAUGCAGGGCCACCUGGCCUACCUGGUCCAAUGGGUGCACCAGGACUUAAAGGAGCACCAGGAUUUAAUGGUGAGCCAGGCCCAAGAGGACCUUCUGGAAUACCUGGUAUAAGAGGUCCAAUUGGGCCACCAGGCAUUCCAGGUUUUCCAGGCACUAAAGGGGAGCCAGGGGCACCAGGAUUACCAGGUCCAGCUGGCAUUGCUACAAAAGGUUUAAAUGGACCCAUGGGGCCACCUGGGCUCCCAGGCCCAAGAGGCAACAAUGGAGAGCCUGGGUUACCAGGCCCUCCGGGUCCACCUGGUCCUCCUGGGCAAGCAAUACUCCCACAGAUGCCAGAUGGUUAUAUAAAAGCAGGAGAGAGUCAAGGCCUCACAGGAAUGCCUCUUAUGAAAGCAGGAGUAAAUCAAGGUCUAACUGGAAUGCCAGUGUCAGCUUUCUCUGCCAUUCUCUCCAAAGCCUACCCUGGGGCCACUGUGCCCAUCAAAUUUGAUAAAAUCUUGUACAACAGACAGCAACAUUAUGACUCCAGAACAGGAAUCUUCACAUGUAGGAUCCCAGGACUUUACUAUUUUUCUUACCAUGUACAUGUAAAAGGAACAAAUGUUUGGGUCGCACUCUACAAAAAUGGCUCACCAAUCAUGUACACUUAUGAUGAGUACAAGAAAGGAUACCUUGACCAAGCUUCUGGAAGUGCUGUCAUUGAUCUCAUGGAAAACGAUCAAGUCUGGUUGCAGUUGCCCAAUGCAGAAUCUAAUGGCUUGUAUUCCUCUGAUUACGUUCACUCCUCUUUCUCAGGAUUCUUGUUUGCUCAUAUGUGA
Emys orbicularis (European pond turtle) is the source of this 2034-nucleotide messenger RNA. It is a transcript of the gene COL10A1, whose product is annotated as collagen type X alpha 1 chain. Bases 1 to 2034 code for a protein of 677 amino acids. Gene Ontology annotation, molecular function: protein binding. The record is from RefSeq and is a predicted model, not a curated record. The transcript is spliced from 2 exons. Lineage: Eukaryota; Metazoa; Chordata; Testudines; Emydidae.